AUGCCUCGACAAGCAGAGGAAGUUCUUGAAUACGACGACUUCCUCGGUUGGACUGUUUCCUCGUUAAAGGAUUUUCUUUCGCUACGGGGACUCAAGCAAACGGGCAGAAAGUCUGAGCUGAUCGCUAGAGCGUUUGGAGCCUACGAACUCAAUGUGCCUGUGAAGUUUUCCCAGGAGCAAAUUUAUCAGCAGAUAAAAGACGAAUAUUCAAGGAGGCUGACUAAAAAUGAAAUUAAGAGUGAUCCAAACAUGUUACCGAGUGACGCUUGGAUUGACGACGUAAAGGAAUGGCCAGAGGUCGAUGAUGGCAAAUUGUUCAGUUAUAUUUUGAGGACUAAAGCCGUAGAUGUCGACUAUAUUGGAAAAUACAAGGAUCAGAAGGCCUAUUCUUAUUGGAUGAGUGGCUUUGUAGACACAGUGUUCUUUGCUAAAUGCCCAAUUAACAGCAAGCAUGUGUUCUUGAAAGGCUCUGUAUCCCCGUCACAAAAAAUUCGUGAUGACCCGCAUAAGGUCUGGGUUUGUUUAGAGGGCACAAAAAGUGAAUGCAAAAUCUUAACCUCUUGGUGUACAUGUACAGCAGGUACUGGUGAAGUUUGCAAUCAUGUUAUAGCUUUGCUAUAUAAAGUAAAUUUUGCACACAAGAAAGCUUACAUAUCUCCUGCAUGUACAAGCGUUCCACAAGGAUGGAACAAAGGAACUAGAAAGGAUGUAGCUCCAACUCAAAUAAAAAACCUUGUCUUUCGUAAAGACAAAAAGACUCGGGAGGACAGUCCCAAAGAACAGGCAGCCAAUUUAACUUUAAAGAACAACUUUGACCCACGAAAGCCCCAGGAUAGGCAGCUGACCAAUGAAAGGGUGUCAGCUCUUAUCAAUGGAGUAAUUGAGAAUGUCCCAUCUGCUUGUUUACUUCACUCUAUCGAGCACACUAAAGAUGACGGCCUACCCGAACCUCUUCCUCAGAGAGCCCUUAGCUUCAUGUCAUCCCAAGAAAUGAAAGGAAAACCAUUGGAACAUACCGCUCCACUCUUUUUAAAAGAAUGUCAGAUGACGAGUGACCAAGUGAAAAGGGUGGAAACUGAAACUCGUGGCCAGAGUAACAAUGACUCUUGGCAUCAACAAAGAGUUGGGAGAGUGACUGCGUCAAAUUUUCACAAAUUUCACACCAAGGCUCAAACAAUCAUCAACAGAAAAAGUGACAAUGACAAAAAACCCAUUUACAGUUCAAUGGUGUCAAGCCUGUUGAAUAAAAGUGAUGAUGUCUCACAUAUGCCACAGAUAAAGUGGGGGAAUGCCCAUGAAAAGGAUGCCAUAAAAUCAUUCAUGUCAGAUGUGGCCUCUCAACAUGAUGGUGGCCUACAGGGCUUUAGACAGUGUGGAUUGUUCAUCAAACCCGAUUACCCCUUCCUUGCGGGUUCCCCGGACGGCCUGUUUUUUUGCCAUUGUUGUGGUCUGGCAACACUGGAAGCAAAAUGUCCCUACAGUGUGAGAAAUGAAAAUAUUCAAUAA
This is a messenger RNA of Porites lobata, 1506 nucleotides long. NCBI's taxonomy places the organism in Eukaryota, Metazoa, Cnidaria, Anthozoa, Scleractinia, Poritidae. The record is from the annotation of a GenBank genome assembly.